UGAUAUUUGUCAGUCGUGUUUUGAGAAGCACUUGUGUUGGUUGUGUCAUUGUUCGUGUGCGCAAUUCGAUAUCGUGUGCAUAUUACGUGUUUACUUUCGUUAGUAAUUGUGUCCUCUUUGGAUACGUGAAGGUCACAUUUGAUAAGAAGUCGAGUAAGGUCGAGGCCCGCAAGACGAGAAAAUUCUGUCAUAAACCCGAUAUCCAUAGGACGUGGCUGAAAGGAAACUAUAAACAUAGUGCGCAUGCGUGGAACUAAUUCAGUGCCGCGUAGUUCAAUGACUCAUUAUACCAACAUUUCGCUUGGGAAACGCUAGUUGCGCCCGUUAUGCAAAUAUUUUUGUAAGAACUGAUACAGUGAUAACAAAAUGACGCCGGGCGUAGAUGAUUCGUGUGUGACACAUUGUAAUAAUAACAUCGUACCGCUGUUGCCGAGAAAUUCAGUGCGUUUGGAGUUUAAGAAUUUAUCAUGCACGAUUACAAUGUUUUCAAUGCAGAAGAUGGGAUUCGAAAAAAAGCAUAUCCUAAAGGGCGUAAAUGGAUGUUUCAAGCCUGGAGAACUGACGGCCAUCAUGGGUCCUUCAGGCGCUGGAAAAAGUACUCUUCUUAAUAUAUUAGCUGGCUAUUCAACUCAAGGCGCACACGGCGAGAUCAUAGUGAACGGAACAAGCUCGUGCGCAUCGAAGUCAGCAGGCAGAGGCGGCGCGCGAUACAUUCGCCAACAAGAUGACCUCCGGAUACAUCUAACUGUAUACGAAUCCAUGUCUCUUGCAGCGGCUCUUAAACUGGCCGACUUCUCAUCACACGAACGGAAAGAGAAAGUGUACGAGGUCCUUUCGUUGCUAGGCCUAAGUGCGACGACACAGACAGUAUGUCGCGAUCUCUCCGGAGGUCAGAAGCGGAGACUUGCCGUAGCUUUAGAACUAUUGUCAGAUCCAUCAUUACUAUUCCUCGACGAACCAACUACGGGAUUAGACUCUUCAGCGUCAGCUUCGUUGAUCGCAUUGCUAAGUGGCUUAGCGCGUGGUGGGAGAACCGUGGUAGCAACUAUCCACCAGCCGUCAGCGCUGAUCUUUGAGAAAAUUGACACAGUCUACUGCCUCUCUGCUGGGAAGACGCUUUAUUCGGGAUCAAGGUCAAAUCUGAUACCGGCGCUUGAUUCUGCUGAUCUACGAUGCCCACCUUACCACAAUCCCGCUGAUUUUCUAAUGGAACUGGCGUCCAGUGAAUAUGACGUUGAUCUGGAGAAAGCUGCCAAGACAAUGGAGAGAUUUAAGCCGGAACUGCCAGCCACGCAAAGUGUCGAAGAAAACAUACCUGUGAUAUCUACCCUACAUACUCCUAUAACUUUAGAUACUAAGAAAAGUAAAGAAAAAUGUCUGAAGAGCAACGCCAAAUAUCAGCAAAACUGUUCCAAAAACAUGUACAAGCCAUCAGGUCCAUUUAGACAAACAUGGAUCUUAUUAUAUAGGAAUUAUUUAAUGACAACGAGAAAUUAUUCUCUGUUUAUGUACCGGGUGGCAGCCCACGUGGUAAUAGCGCUAAUAUUUGGAUACCUCUACCUUGGAGUUGGAAGCGAAGCAAGUAGUGUCUUAGGAAAUUAUGUAUAUUUGUAUGGGUCGAUGUUGCUCGUCGUCUACACUGGCAAAAUGUCCGUGACACUUUCAUUUCCCCUUGAGAUGGCGAUACUAAAAGGAGAAUACUUCAAUCGAUGGUACAGCUUAGGUCCAUAUAUAUUUUCAAUACUUGCUGUGGAGUUACCAUUUCAGAUGAUAUCCUGCGUGUCCUACGUAGUACUAUCGUAUUGGCUGACUGACAAUCCCUUAGAGCCAAAUCGAGCUACUCUCUUCCUGGCUACUAUAGUUGCGACGUCCCUUUGUGCCCAGGCCUGGGGUUAUUUCAUUGGAUCAACGACACCAACCAAGAUUGCUGUUUUCAUCGGUCCAGUGCUUGCGUGCCUCUUCUCAGUGUUUGGAUUCUGUUUGGCCUUAAGAGAUACACCAUAUGCUUUCCGAUGGCUGCAUCAUAUAUCAUACUUCCGAGCUGGAUUCCAUUUAGCAGUUCAUUCCGUAUACGGCUUUAAUAGGACAAAAAUGCACUGUUCUAAAAUUUACUGCCACUACAUAACGCCGAGUACCUUCCUCAAAGAAAUGGACAUGGCUGAUAUAGAUGUAGGUAGUAAUAUCGCUUUAGUACUUUCCACCACAGUGUUGAUGCACAUACUCACUUGUACUGCACUUUGGUACAGAUUAAACAAAAGAUGAUUUAUUGUAUUGUCAUUAAGGUUCAACCUUAAUUCGGGUUAAAGUUUAUAUUAUAUGCUGUAUUAUGUUUUGUACUUAUAUCUCCCGGUUUUUUUCUUAUGACAGUUUUGUUAAUGAACGAUGACUUUGACAAUUGACAGUUAUGUCUAACUCGGUAAAGGCUGUCUAUAGUUCAAUUGUAUCUCAAAUUAAAAUGUAUAAUCUAUGUAAGUCUAGUGAAUUCUAAAACUUGGAGCUUUUCUACUUUUUUGUCUAUCAUUAUUUCUGUAACGAUGCUAAUUUUUAUGUUUUUAAUAUUCUAUGUAAAGAAAUGAGAUUAAAUUCGUGUUUGUCCAAAGUCUUCGAGAUGUGGUUCUUUGAAAUUAGUUUGUUCCAUUUUUUGUGUUCAAUACAAAUAUUAGUGAAUUUUAUUAGCUGAUUGCUUAUCUAAAAUUUCAAUAUGUAUUAUAUAAUCUCUAGAUAAGUGAACGCCUUGAAAUCAUUGUUACCUUAGAGUUUAUAGUUAACCGCUCUUGCCUCAAAACGGUGAUUGUCAUUUUAGAAUUUAGCUUUUUAAGGUUAGUUAUUUAGUAAUAAUUUAAACAAGUAUUAGUACGUUAUUUAUUAUAUACUUGCCUUGCGUUUUAGUCAUAACAUUAUUACGUAUAGAGAAGUGUGUAGCCAAGGAUUUUUUACCAAACAAAAGUCUUAAGUUCGAAAUAAAAAUAUAAAAGUUAAUAAAUAGUAGUUUGAACGAAGCGGAGACUAAACUUUUGGUGAAAUUCUUGUUUACACAUUUCUAAAUAGUCUCGAAUGUAUCGCAGAGAAUGUAGUUUUAAGUAGAGGAUAGACUAUACUACAUUGUAUGGUCUGUAUUUUGUCAAAGUAUCUAUCAAUAAGGUGUAGGUGUAAGCUUUAAUUUAUAUAUUAUAUCAAUGCUUUAUGAUAAUGUUAAGUGAUAACAGGAGACUUAGUCAAGCGUACGUAGCAACAUUAGAGUAUGUAGAAAGUCGAAAACUAAAUUUGUAUGAAAAUUUAUCGACACGAACUGUCAUUUUCAUACAAACCGAGUUUUCGACUUUCUGCGUGUGUACGCAGUAGUGUUACUGUUAAGGCAUCUUGACUAAGCCCCCAGGUUGUAUAAAAGUAAACUUUGGUUUAAAAUAGCUAUAGCUAUGGAGUUAUUUAAGAAAUAAUAAAUAAAUAAAAUAUUUAUGAAUAUCAAAAUAAUUUAGCAAAUGAAAUGGUAAUUUCAGUGAUGUCGUUUUACAUCAAUUUUUUGGCAUCAAACCCGAAGAGGUUUAAAACGACAUGUUAUUUAUUACUAAAAAUAUGCCAUUAAAUAAUAGAGAAAAUAUCAAAUCAGAUUCUAAUUAAAUCAGUGACAAAUGUAAUAAUUAAAAUUGAAUAGUACAAAUUAUAAUUGUAUUAAUUAUAUAUGAUAAAAGUUUAUUUUUUAUAAAAACUUUCUUGAUGUUAAUUUAUAACUUAUAUCAACCCUUGUGAUAAUAUUUGCCUCAACAAGAAAGGUACUAUUAGACAAAGUGAUGACACUUGUUCAUGCCACAACUGUAUUAAGCGAGUUACUUAAAAUAAAAUAUUUUAUUUUUGAA
Pieris napi is the source of this 3854-nucleotide messenger RNA. Its product is annotated as ATP-binding cassette sub-family G member 1. Gene Ontology annotation, cellular component: plasma membrane. Gene Ontology annotation, molecular function: ATP binding; ABC-type transporter activity; ATP hydrolysis activity. The coding region runs from base 367 to 2262 and encodes 631 amino acids. The record is from RefSeq and is a predicted model, not a curated record. Lineage: Eukaryota; Metazoa; Arthropoda; Insecta; Lepidoptera; Pieridae. The transcript has 13 exons.